UAACAAGUAAAGCAACAAAAAGAUGUUUCUAGACCUUGUAUUUAAUUUUUGCUGCUCGAAACGGCAGAGAGAUGAAAAGGAUACAAAAUCACAAAAUAGCAAUAAAAGUUAGGAGGAACAAUUUUUAGAACAAAGAAGGAUUGAGUUAGACAUUGGGAAAACUGCGAUGAAUGAACUAAUAAGUAGCACAAAUUUAUUGAAAUUUUUUAAGAAUCAAAGCCCACUUCAUCAAUCGGAUCACCAACAGAUAACUAUCUAUAAUUAAAUGACGAAAAAUAAUAAUAAAAAAAGAGUAGUUUUGAAGAAGACAACGUUUAGGAGAAUUAGUUCGAAAUGGAUGAUGCCAAUAAAGGGAAUCAUUAUCAAAUGAAAGAUCAUUAAGGCAUGCGGUAAGAGGAAAUAAAUAUCGUCUUUAUAAUAGUUCCAAAUCUCAGGAGAAGGUAGAUAAGGGUUUGAAGAAGAAGAUAAGUAAAGCAAAGGAGAAACAGGAAGGAGACAAGAGAGUUGUGAAAAUUUGGUAACCUGAAGAGGAUCAACGUCUCAGAAAGUUGUACCAAGAAUAUUAGGGAAAUUGGAGUAAAAUAAUUCAGUUUAUGCCUGAACGAAACAUUUCAUAAUGUUCUCAGCGAUGGAGAAGGAUAAAUCCUAUUUAAGUUAUUAUGAAAAUCAUAAUGUUUAGAAUAAAUAAAAAUGGAAUUAAGAGGAAGAUGCAAAAUUAGUACACUUGGUUGCUUAAGAGGGGAAGAAUUGGACCAAAUUGGCCAGACACUUUUAAGGAAGGACUGGGAAAUAAAUCAGAGAAAGAUAUCUCAAUAAAUUGGAUCCUGCACUUAAUUUUGUACCUUGGACAUAAUAAGAGGAUUAGGACAUUGUCAAGUAUUAUAAUCAAUAUGGUGCCAAAUGGAGUGUUGUUGCUUCUCAUUUAAAGGGAAGAUCUGUAAAUUUAUGUAAUGAUUUAGGAAAACAUGGUGAAAAAUAGAUUUUACUCUCACAUUUAAAAACAUUUGUUGGGUAGACAAAAUAAAUAUCAAAUUAUUUUUAAUUCUGGCCACAAUCAACAGAAUGGAAAUUAGUCGAUAUAAGAAGGAAAUCAAAAUAUGGAUGUUGAAUAUUCUGAUACUUCAAAUAGCGAAUAAAAGUUAGUGCAUUCCGAAAAUUAUUCAGUAAAACAUUUAUUGAAUUAUUAUAUAGUCUUCAAUAGGAUCAAGUACAUUUACUUUUUCUUAUUAUGAAGAUGAUGAUUUUAGCGGAAAUGGUUAAGAUUUAUUGUAUGAUAAUUAAUUUGAAUAAGACUUCGAUGAAAAAGCCAGAGUGUAUUGAA
Paramecium octaurelia is the source of this 1321-nucleotide messenger RNA. The record is from the annotation of a GenBank genome assembly. NCBI's taxonomy places the organism in Eukaryota, Ciliophora, Oligohymenophorea, Peniculida, Parameciidae.